AUGGCCAUAGGAAGACUUCAAGCUGCACUGGCGGCCGCGACCAACGAAGUAACAGUAGCUGCAGCAAACCUUAACUUCGACUUUACCCUAGUCAAGUAUGAGGCACCAAAGGAGUACCAGGCACUAGGAAACGUACUCACGUCAAAGCGCAAAGACGACGCCGAGCUCGGUUCCAUUCACGUUCUAGCUAGGCAGCUAGGUGCGCUCUUCGAUGGCAUUUGUCCGGCAACACCUGCGCUUUUGGAGGCGUAUGGCAAGCGAGCAUCCGAAAUCGCCCAAGCCUCGAAAGUCAUAUCCGAGCCAUACGCUGGCACACUCUUCGGCGAUUAUACUGGCAUUGAUGGGACUUCUAUCUGGGCGGCAGCUACUUCAUCAAAGUGCGCUUUGCAUGUUCAUCUAUUGGCGUGUCUGCUUGCUCGCGUGUGGACAGCGCCUGAAGCUAUUGCGAUCUGGGUCGAGAUAGUAGCAGAGCGCAAAAGAGAAAUAGCGCGCAAGGUCGACAACGAGGAACCAGUCGCAUUCUCAUUAGCGGCAGCAGUGGGACAAGAUAUUUCCCGGUCUCAACUCGCCGUUUGGGAUACUAGUGCAAGAGCUUGGCUACGUACUGCCGACGAUGUUUUCUGCCGACAACAAAAGCAACUUGAGCUAAUACUCAAGAACAUCGACCUCGCCGCGCCCGGUGGCCCGGCAGUUUUUCCGAGCGUCAUUGAAACUUGGAAAAUAGCAAUCACAACCAUGGACAGGCUGAUCUCAGGAAUACCACAGGCUGUCCAAGACGCUGCUGCGCUAUUAGGUCUCUCCGCAUGGCAUCUCUAUCCAGAUCUGAGCCUUUAUGACCCAGAGAUGGUCGAAGUAAAGAUGGGAGAUUCACUCGUUGAUACAGGUGGUGUAUUGUCCAUCGGUGUAUCGAAAAGACCAGACAUCACGGGGAGAGAAAACAGCAUCUAUUGGUCCCUUUCGCUGGCGCAGUUACGUUACUACGGCCAUCCAGUCAAGGUGGAGAGAGGUCUUGGGGCCGAGUGUCGACUGACACUUGCUCAGCUUGAUCUUGUGAUAUUUGCCGUCUUGCUUGAAGAAUGGAGGUAUGAGGAAUCUGAAAGCGAGUCGGUUGCUAGAGCUGUUAUAUCUCUGGUCGACAGAGUCAACAUGUCCCAGCUAGGGUCUCUACACGAGAAGCGACUGCUCAAGAUACUGAGAGAUGGCGCUUCCGCUUUGAUCAAUCCUCUCAACGGAUCUCAAGACAUGACUCGUAGGUUGAUACAGCUGGGUCGCAGAAGGGCUCUUCGUUUGCUGUAUAAUUCGAAUGAUCCGCGCAAGCUUGAUGAGCAAUCUGCAGCUCUCUUCGACCUACUCGAUGGCGAAAACUUCAUGUCGCUUUUCAGGGAUACAGAAUCGCAGAUUAGGUUCCUUCGUCAUAAAGCGGAACUCUUAACUAGUGAGAACAUUCCAUCAGACGCCUACAUCAUACGGUAUACUCAACCCGGCACGCCGUGGGUAGACGAAUCCUCAGCUCUCGAUAAAGAUCGACCCCCUUGUCGAAGUAGCGCUCCGAACACUCCACGCUUAUCAGGGUCCACAGCCAUCACAACGCUCGAAGACCUGUCAUUGCAAACACCUGAUGCACCGGAGACCCUCGUAGAACGUCCGGCGGCUAAAGAUACUCCCCGGCAAGAGCCUCAUGCAAAUCGGAUAUCUUCCGAGUACUCUACCGCAGCUCUUAAUGAUCAGACCGAUAGUGAAGGAGAAAGUGACUCUGACUACUCUCUUGAAUCAGAGGCCGAAAUACUAGAGGAUGACGUGGAUGUCUCUGAUGCUGAAGACGACCAGAAUACUCAUCGGCCGGUUGCCGUAUCACACGCUUACGGGAAUGGCUCUCGGUACUACCUCUUGGCUACUGCCUUGAUUCCUGUGCCAUGUGGGCAAGCGGAGAAUACGCCUCAUCAUAGAUGGGUGCCCAAACAUCUUCGUGGCGUUGCCAUCCCGGAUGGAGAAGUGAUUACUCGCGAUAUGGACGAGAAGUUCAACCUCUGGCAUGAUUGCAUAAAGAUUGUCGCAACAGAGCCUUCAGACGACUAUGUGUAUCAUCAUGUAAUGGGUAAUACGACGACGGCAGCGUUGUUCGCUCGUAAAAUACCGGAUGUCUUCGUCCCAGACCAUUCGGAUGCUACGAUCGAAGACCUUCAGUGGUGCCUGGACAACGACCUUCUGAGCCCCACUAACCUGAUACAUCAUAUCUGCAUCUCAGAGUCUUCUAGAGUUUCGAAAACUUUAGCCGCUUUUGCUAAAGCAGCCCUGAUCUACGAUGGCUUGACUGAUGCUACUGUUGAUGCCAACAUUCUCAACUCUACUUUGACUAGCAAACAUUGGGCUUCGGAAACUUGGCGUGUCACCAUGUCUCCAGAACUUACACUCUCGUUAAUAGCCUAUUUCGAGUCCGGCACCCAUGACAUCGACCCAGAUCAACUGAAGAAUGUCAUUGCCGUCUCGUAUGCAAACUCUCUGUUUGUAGCCAGUGCGGUACGUUGA
Molecule: messenger RNA, 2526 nt
Organism: Alternaria triticimaculans
Lineage: Eukaryota; Fungi; Ascomycota; Dothideomycetes; Pleosporales; Pleosporaceae
Exons: 1
Coding region: 1-2526 (841 amino acids)
Source: RefSeq, a predicted model, not a curated record